Talaromyces marneffei is the source of this 1215-nucleotide messenger RNA. RefSeq lists its product as uncharacterized. Lineage: Eukaryota; Fungi; Ascomycota; Eurotiomycetes; Eurotiales; Trichocomaceae. The record is from RefSeq and is a predicted model, not a curated record. Bases 1 to 1215 code for a protein of 404 amino acids. The transcript has a single exon. Gene Ontology annotation, molecular function: phosphatidate phosphatase activity. Gene Ontology annotation, cellular component: actin cortical patch.
AUGGCAGACAUGAAGGCAUCUAGUCGGGCAUAUCUAGCAAUCAGGGAUCGUCCUCAUCCAGCUGGAAGGGAAACGUACCUCCAACGCAUUCUAAGAUUCGUUGGUCUCCUCACCGAGACGACUACCGUACAACCAAUCCAACCUGGGAACCAUGUAGUGUGGCUCUUUGAUAACAUCGCAUAUCAACCCAUACACCGAAAUCAUCACACACAAGCAUGGGAAGCCGAGAUAGUGGCGUGUGUCUUUGGUCGAGAGCGCCGUAAUGUCGGUCAGUACGUUGCGAGGAUAGCUGAUUUUGUUGGACUGGACGGAGAGUUUGGAGGGGAUAUUAUGGUUCGACACCGAAUAAUUCAACGAUUGCAGCCAUUACUAUACGAGGUUGCCCCUGGUCGCACUCUAUCAGUUGAUAUGCCUUUGUAUGAUGAGGGAUCCCGACGGUAUCAUUUGGGUCCUACGAAUGAAAACGGAGUCCUCACACAGAACGUCUCUUUACCACAAAGCCAUAUAGUAGACAGAAGUGUGGUCACGUCUGUAUUGUCUGGGUCAAAUAGACAAGUGUGCAUGCAAACGAGAUUUGCCAGUCCGCAUGGGUGGUUAUUAAUAUCCGACAUCGACGACUCGAUCAAGAUCACCCUGACUUCAGAGGCUGUCGGCAUUUUGCGAACAACAUUUGUGACAGACCCCGAACCCAUAUUCGGUAUGCCCAAACUCUAUGAUUUUAUAGACAAAGAGUUGGAUCCGACAUGGGUAUACCUAUCGGCGUCACCGUACAAUCUAUACAAAUUUCUGCGCAGCUUCCUGCACUCGUUCUAUCCUCCCGGUACUUUACUGUUACGACAAACUACCUGGAAAGAUAUUCGAGAGUUUAUCAGGUCCUACAAUACCGGAACUCGGACAUACAAGAUGCAGCAAAUAGACAAGAUUCACAGUUGGCUUCCAGUUCGAAAAGUCAUUUGUGUCGGGGAUUCAACUCAGAGUGACCCAGAGGUAUAUGCGGAGAUGUAUAGGAAGCACAGAAGUUGGAUUAAAGCUAUAUUCAUCCGCAAAGUGACUGAUAUACCGCAUAUGGCCAAGAAAAAUUCAUCGAGGAGAUUUCAGAGAGCGUUUGAAGGUGUUCCGCAUGAUGUUUGGAGGAUAUUUGAGCAUCCGAGUGAAUUGUAUGAGCCUGUUGCGAGACUUGGCUUUGAGAUGUCGACUGUCCAGACGAAGAAUUGA